Haliotis rubra (blacklip abalone) is the source of this 555-nucleotide messenger RNA. RefSeq lists its product as uncharacterized. Gene Ontology annotation, molecular function: cysteine-type endopeptidase inhibitor activity. NCBI's taxonomy places the organism in Eukaryota, Metazoa, Mollusca, Gastropoda, Lepetellida, Haliotidae. The transcript has 4 exons. The record is from RefSeq and is a predicted model, not a curated record. Bases 108 to 506 code for a protein of 132 amino acids.
AAGGACGCGGAACACUAUCUCCAUAUGAUCUCAGAGACACGCUGACUUACAUAACCUUAUCAGUUACCUCGGAUUGUAAUGGUGAACAUAUAAAUUCUUCUCCGAACAUGUUGGCGAUAGUGCUUUCGUUUCUGUUUGUUGCCUCAGUAUCCUGCCAGGGUGGACGACCAAAGCCUGCCAAUGUGACAGGUCCUGUCUUCGAUGCAGCCAACUUUGCCUGCAAUGAAAUCAACGACCAGAGCAACUCGGAAGACUGGUUCACGCUUCUUCACGCCGGCAAUGCCACAUCACAGGUGGUCAAUGGGGAAAUAUUCCGUAUGGACCUGACCAUGGGGGAAUCUGCCUGCCAAAACACGCCUCUCAACCACAACGCCACGCCAUUCGACUGUCCAGUGCCGAAGGCAGCAAUGAUCUGGAAAUACGGGGUGGAGGUUCUCUUCGUCCACUGGCAGUCCCCGGAGUUUACUCUGCUAGACUUUCACCAAGAAACAAGCCAUGGGUACUAAGAAAGCAAUACCCCGUUUUGUCAUUAUUGCAUAAAACUAUUAUAGUGUU